AUGGCCGAGAUGAAGACGCAUGUCUUCAGGAUCGCGAAACCUCCUCAAGAGAAGAAGAUCAAGAGGAUCUGCGAUGCUCGGCGACCAUCUUGUCUUCGCUGCCAGAAGCGCGGUGACUCCACCUGCACUUAUGAUACUCAGAGCCUGGAAGAGACCCGGAUGCAGGCCAUGAAGCGCGAGAUGAACGACAUGAAGGCGAAGCUUGAUGGUAUCGCACAGAGCUUGACUGCGUUGAAAGACUUGCCGUCCGAUGGCGCAGCUCAGAUGAUCCUAGAUGUCUUAAAAGAGCCAGAUCCUACAGCAUCGCUGAUUGAGGUCGGGGUCAAGAUCCAGCGGCAGUCAUCGAAUCUCAACCGCCAGAUAUCGAUGCUGGACACUAUGCGGGCAACGUUCCCGAACACUAAGUCGAACGUUCAGUUCGAGCUUUAUCUCUUCUUUCCGAAGUGGUAUCCGCCAUUGACAGGCGACGAGAUCCAGUCUGCCGCCAACGAGCGUCGGCCUCCUGAUCUUCACGAAUGGCAAACCCGAAGAGGACAGAAUCUUUGCUCAUCGCCACAAUUCACCCCCUCGGCUUCUGCUGACCUGCAGAGUGAACAACAGCUAUCGGAUGGAUUUCGAAUCGCCUCGUGGAAUCUUUGGAUUGGAAGCAUUUGUCUCAGAUUUUGGACGGAUGUACCGAUAAGCACCGGUUUGGCCGAGGAAGCAAUCAACGUGUAUCUGCGUACAGAUCACAUUCUCUUCGGCUUCAUGGACACCGAGCUUUUUCUGAGAGACUUUUGCAAGUGCAGCAAAAGACAUUGCUCGACAGCUCUCGUCAAUGCAGUGCUGCUUUAUGGUUGUUUGAAGAUAGCGCGGUGCGUCGACGAAGCUGCUGGGAUUGUCGAAUCGCUCCAGGUGGAGACCGAGAAAGCCCUUCGAAACGACUCAUCGAUCGAAGUUGCCAGGAUGGCUGCACUGAACGUGUACUAUACUGCUGUCCUCUUUAAUCAUCCUUCCGAGCAAGUCGCGAACUUCCUAGAUCAAGCGAUUGAUCUGGCUGACACUCUCUAUGGUUGGAACGAGCCAUCUGCACAGUAUGAAGCCUGGGCUGCUUCACCCGAAGACGAGGCGGCAUUGUCGCAUGUUGUCUGGGGUGUCUUUGCCAGCGCUUUAUACAACUCUCACCGCUGGGGAGAGAGGGAGCCUCCCCCAGUCCCAAGACUGCCUGUGCCGUAUCUCGAGGUAUCGACGAGGACAGUGGUGGACAUCCCGGGCUCAUCGCGCGCUGACGUCGAUAAAAUCGCCUGCGAACGUUAUAUCUCCGCUGCCAUCAAUUCGAAUCUCACAUACAUGAGGGAAGCCAUUAUGCUGAAUCUGUCGGCCGACACACUAUCUGACGAGGAACGCGCAUUGAAAGUCGCAUCGAUUUACCGACGCUCGUUGGCCAAUUCUGCGAAGACAGGACGUCCGGCCGCUUUGCAUGCUGGAGUGACUGACGUUGCGGCAAUCGCGCAAAUGUGGGCCCAUCUCUGGAUCUUAAGCAUCUUCCAACCACUGACGCAUUACCGUGGUGCCAUCCCAGGGUUCCAGGCUGGUGGUACUGCAGGAGCAAUAUUCGUGGCCUCGGCGAGACAAUUGCAGCAUGUUGUCUUCCUCUACCAGCGAUACUUCUCCCUGGCGCCGCCGACGAUCGCGUUGAACGGACCCGUCUUCGUAGCAGCAACCGCCUUGACACAGAUCAGGCGAGUGUCAAACGCGGCUGUUACGUUUGAGACCCUGCUAUGGUUGUUCGCUGACCUCGCCGUCUCUUUCCGCAGCCUGCGAGAUCUCAUGCAGACACUGCUACUCAUUGGCUACCAAGCCGGCUUCGUCGACGAGGAGAGACUUCGCUUCAUGACCGACCGUUUAUCGAGGGCGUACAGGACUGGGCGCAAGAGAAGUUCCCUUAACGAGGCCGCAUUCGUUGUGGAUUCUGGAGUCCCGCAGGGCUCGCCAACGGCCACUCCCAAAGACAAAAGCUAUGACUUGCACUUGUCUGCAACACAUGUUAUCGACGAGCUCGAAGACGACGAGGGGCUUUGA
This is a messenger RNA of Zasmidium cellare ATCC 36951, 2061 nucleotides long. RefSeq lists its product as uncharacterized. Bases 1 to 2061 code for a protein of 686 amino acids. The transcript has 6 exons. NCBI's taxonomy places the organism in Eukaryota, Fungi, Ascomycota, Dothideomycetes, Mycosphaerellales, Mycosphaerellaceae. The record is from RefSeq and is a predicted model, not a curated record. Gene Ontology annotation, biological process: regulation of DNA-templated transcription. Gene Ontology annotation, molecular function: DNA-binding transcription factor activity, RNA polymerase II-specific; zinc ion binding.